Molecule: messenger RNA, 4026 nt
Organism: Penicillium paradoxum
Lineage: Eukaryota; Fungi; Ascomycota; Eurotiomycetes; Eurotiales; Aspergillaceae
Product: serine/threonine-protein kinase
Exons: 10
Coding region: 1-4026 (1341 amino acids)
Biological process (GO): protein phosphorylation
Cellular component (GO): cytoplasm
Molecular function (GO): protein serine/threonine kinase activity; ATP binding
Source: RefSeq, a predicted model, not a curated record
AUGGUCGCUAGGUCUGGCGAAGGGAGCGAGGGACAGCCUCGUCCUCUCACCCCCUCCUCGAGAACCCCAGGGACACCGAUAAAGCCGCGAUUGGCACGAGUCGGAACGAGCCCAACGAAGCGAGAAGAGAAACCGAAGGAUGAUAAAGUGUUGAAAUCGUCGGCAAAAGAUGUCGCAGAGCUCAAAGACUAUCAAUUGGGUGACUGCCUAGGUAAAGGAGCUUUCGGCUCUGUGUAUCGAGCGCUGAAUUGGAAUACCGGGGAGACAGUCGCAGUCAAGCAAAUCAAGUUGACGGAUCUUCCCAAGAGUGAACUGCGCGUUAUCAUGCUUGAAAUUGAUCUUUUGAAAAACCUCGAUCACCCCAACAUUGUCAAAUACCAUGGAUUCGUGAAAUCUGCUGAAACUCUGAAUAUUAUUCUAGAAUAUUGUGAAAAUGGUUCAUUGCAUUCCAUCGCAAAGAACUUUGGUCGUUUCCCUGAGAACCUUGUGGGCCUAUAUAUGUCCCAAGUUCUUCAUGGCUUGCUUUAUUUGCAUGAACAAGGUGUUAUUCACCGGGAUAUCAAAGGUGCAAACAUUCUGACUACAAAGGAAGGACUGGUCAAGCUUGCAGAUUUCGGUGUGGCGAGUCGGACUACGGGUUUGAGUGAAUCAAGCGUGGUUGGUACGCCAUAUUGGAUGGCCCCCGAAGUGAUUGAGCUUUCAGGCGCAACAACUGCUUCGGAUAUAUGGAGUUUAGGAUGCACUGUCAUCGAACUCCUCGAGGGGAAACCCCCUUAUCACAAUAUGCAGCCCAUGCCAGCCCUGUUCCGUAUCGUAAAUGAUGACCAUCCUCCAUUUUCGCAGGGUGCCUCACCGGCUGUGAAAGAUUUCCUCAUGCAAUGUUUCCAGAAAGAUCCUAACCUUCGAGUUUCGGCAAGGAAAUUACUCAAACAUCCUUGGAUUCUCAAUGCUCGCAGAACUGAGUCUGUAAUCCCAAAGAAGUCCACAGAAUACGAAGAAGCCGUCAAGAGUGUUCAAGAAUGGAACGAGGCUUUGCGGUCCCCCGAAACCGGAACCUCAAAGAAGAAGCAGAGACCAGAUCACCCCAGUACUACAGGCCUGCCAUCUACUCGACAUAACUCGUUGGUCGACACCCUACCAUCGCCAACUUCAAUCAAAUCUACGGAUCGCUUCCGCUCACCCGUGUCAGCAGGCGAUGACAAUUGGGAUGAUGACUUUGCCACUGCAAUCUCUCCUAGCGCACUGAAACUGCCGCACCUACGUCCGCAUGAUAACUUUGGAGGCAUGCUGUCUUCUGAGAGACUCAAGGCUUUUGCCUCACUUGAUGGAACCAUACUCAGACCAGAUGACAAUUCUGAUGGCUUUGAUGAAUCCUCGGGAUUCUCGGACGAAGAUACCCUGCAGACAAUUCGACCGUACCCCACCAAACCUUCUCUAGCAGAGCCUUCCAAGUCUCAAAGCCCUGCGCUCUCACAGCCCGGUUCCAAUGUGCCAGUGUCUGCACUACAAAAUGUCCCGAUUCUCACUCAAAAUCCCAUGCCGAGACGGGCUCGUCCGGCUCGUCCGACAAACCUUUACAAAGAGAAUUCUGUGGAUGACUAUUCUGACCUCAUCAUGGCCAACGAAGAUGUACUAGAUCGAAAGCUAGGAGGCUAUCAGGACUUUGGAGAUGAUCCAUCUUCGCCCAUUCAUGAGAACAUAGGAUACAAUCAAUUAGCUGACGAGCUUGGUGGCGCGCAUCCGCAGCUGCGCAAGCAGCUUUCUGUGAAGCGAGAUCGCUCUAGCAUCGAGAUCCACAGGUUUGCAGAGAAUGAAACGGACGAGGACUUCUCCGAUAUUCUCGGGGCCGAUCAAGCUGCUCUUGAUAAAGCGGAGAGCGAUGAUGGCUCUGACCAAAGUACAUUGAUGCUGAACUCAAAGCUCUCCAACUCCUGGCUGGGAGAUCAAGAGGAUGAGGAUGACCCCUUUGCCCAAUUGGAAGAAGGGUUUGAUGAAGUUGAUCUUGAGGAAAAUAUUGCCCGCGACAAAUACGCACGUCUUCGCAAUCAAGUUGAGGGUCUUGUGGACUCGCUCAAGACAUCUCAGGACGAAGAAGUUCUGGCAGAGAUUUCUGAACAACUGUUCACAAUCUUUUGUGAUCUCCCAGAGACUAAGAACAUCAUCAUCAGCGCCCAUGGCAUGUUACCGAUUCUCGAGAUUCUAGACACUACUCGCCGGCGUGAUAUUGUUUUCUGUCUAUUGAGAGUUGUCAACGCAAUCAUCUAUGAUGAUUAUGAGAUUCAGGAAAACCUUUGCUUCGUCGGCGGAAUUCCUAUUAUCAAUGAGUUUGCCUCUAAGAAAUACCCACGCGAAAUUCGCCUUGAGGCUGCAGCUUUCGUGCAGCAGAUGUACCAGACUUCGACACUUACUCUCCAGAUGUUUGUCAGUGCUGGAGGCUUGAAUGUUCUGGUCGAGUUCCUCGAGGAUGAUUAUGAAGAUGAACGUGAACUGGUUCUGAUUGGCGUUAACGGAAUCUGGAGUGUCUUUGAGUUGCAAGGUUCCACUCCUAAGAACGAUUUCUGUAGAAUUCUGUCCCGCAACUCUGUCCUUGACCCCUUAUCUCUAGUAUUAAGUCGUGCUCUCGAUGAAGAUGGGGAAUUGACAGAAGUUAUUGAGGGCCGCAUUGCAAAUAUCUUCUUUAUAUUCUCGCAGGCCGAGAACCAUGUUAAGGAGAUGGUGUCUGAAAGAACAGUUCUUCACAGAGUCUUGAAAGAGCUCAGACGAAUGAGCCCUGUCCACCAAAUCACGAUGUUGAAAUUCAUCAAGAAUCUUUCCAUGCUUUCAACUACUUUGGAUUCACUUCAAAAUUCUAACGCCAUCGAUGUCUUGACCGACCUGCUUCGAUCAAACCUAAGGCAAGCACACUUCCGCGAGCUCUCCAAUCAGAUUCUCAACACUAUCUACAACAUGUGCCGCUUGAAUAAGUCUCGACAGGAAGAUGCCGCACUCAAUGGUAUUGUGCCACUUUUACAAAAGAUUGUUCUCACGGAACGACCUUUGAAAGAGUUUGCCCUGCCAAUCCUUUGCGACAUGGCACAGUCUGGAAAGGUCGGCCGUAGAGAACUGUGGCGCAACAAGGGCCUCGGCUUUUACAUCUCUUUGCUUCUGGAUCCAUAUUGGCAAGUUACUGCUUUGGAUGCUAUCUUCACAUGGCUUCAAGAAGAAACCGCCAAGGUUGAAGAGCAUCUCUUAGAAGGUAUCUUUGAGAGUGAUACGUUCGAGGGUCCUGUUACGUUCACUAGUGCCAUAGCGGAAUGUUUGAAACUUUCCAAAGCUAAUGCAUUCGAGAACACCCUCGAGCCUCUGCAAAAGCUUCUCCGGCUCAGUCCCCAUGUCGCAUCCACCUUUGCACGGCCCGAUAUUUUCCAGAGACUUAGGCAAAAGCUGCACCACACCAAAGCCGCUGUCCGGCUCAAUCUUCUGCGCAUAAUUGCCAGCAUCUGUGACUCGAAUGAAGAGCAAGGCGGACUGCUCGCAACCUACGGCCUCCUAGAUGCUAUUCGAAACAUGGAAAACGACCCUGCAAUCCUUGUCAGAGAUAUGGCAGGGAAGCUGGUGCGAUCCAGCGAGGCAUAUGGAGCCAGCAAACGGAGACCAACAGGUCGACGACAAAGCACAUGUACCACCCCACCAGUCCUGUUCGCUGCAUCAUCCACCCCUUCUACACCCUCAUCAAACCGUACUGGCCAGUCAAGGGGGUACCUGGAAGGUCGGGAGACUCCUCGGCACCCGCGGAAUUCUCUUAGUGUCUCUUCUCUGGUUAUGAGACCUGGCAGUCGGGAUGGCAACAACCCAGUUCUUGGUUCUGGGUCGAAUGGAAGCAGUGCGGCUGUUGCCAGGCCCAGAUCUGCACGACCCCUCUCUAGUAGAAUGAGCCACGUGGAACUGCUACGCGAGGAAGAAAAUAAGACCCCCUCGUUGAGUCGACGGCCUUCAAUCAUCCCUCGCCGCCGCCGCCCAACACUUGUAGACUCUGAAUGGACGUGA